AUGAUGAUCGAGAAACAUGUGUUGCUAGUAGAUGAUGCCAAAAGAACAUGGCACCACACGAAUCUGUCGAAAUCCGGCUCAGAUAAUCUGAGAGAAAUACUUCAUACAGGUCGUCGACGGUUCGCUUUGAAAAAAGUACAACCAUGGAACAGCGUCAAAGUGUCAUUUGACAUUCCAAAGGAAGCAGCAGAUCAACUUCGUUCACUUGCUGUGCAAGGUAAUGCACGUCUUAUCGAAUUAGGUAUAUUAACCGUCGAAAUUGUUGGACAAUCGAACGCAAUUGUCGUUAAUAAAUCACAGAAUUCAUUAGCAACAACAACGAAUAGUAGAGAAGCAACCGCAUCGCCUUCAGCUCACUCCAAUCCUGUACAAAAACCUUCAUCGGAUUUUAAACUUGAUGACCAUUCUGCUAAACGAGUAAAAAUCGAAGAAGAUAUCCAUCCAGUAACUAAUAAUCUCAUCCCAACAGCAUCAGCAAAUCCGACUAAUCUCAAUCCCACCACUCAUUAUCAGCCUCAACAAGUCAAUCAUCGAUACGAACAAGUACUACAUUCAACUUAUCCAAAGAACAGUGGUGUAACAAUGCCGAAUUCUUCACACGUUCAUGAUCAGUCACAAAAUUCUUGGUCAGGCUAUAAAGUAAAAGUUAACGGCGUACAUUAUUAUUCCUCGCAACAACCUUCGUACGACACGAGGAGAUACGAAACGAGUCUUUCAGCUCAAUGUUCCAAUCCAACAUCAACUACGAACACGCUUCAAUAA
Messenger RNA from Adineta ricciae, 762 nucleotides. Lineage: Eukaryota; Metazoa; Rotifera; Eurotatoria; Adinetida; Adinetidae. The record is from the annotation of a GenBank genome assembly.